CCCAAACACCAGCCCAGUAGGCUUCUUGUGCUCAGGAUACGCACGCACACACACGCACACAAUCAUAUCUCAAGCUGGAGUCAAACUGAGGAAACGGAAUGCCAGGGAAGGAAGCAUUGAAGUCAGCGGGAAAGCAGAUUUCUCCUCAAGUCCACACAGUUCCUUUUCUCUGAGAGGCAGAAGAUACAGAGGUUGCUUUACAACAGCAACCAGAAGAACAUUUGAGUGUCUGCCUUUCCACGGAUACUACUGGAAUUGGAAUUCCACCGAACACAAUCAUCAGGAGGAAAUUCUUGAAAUUCUCGUCAUCCCUGACUUAGCACCUUCAGGGGUCAGCUUCGGUUUCUGUGGCAUCAAACUGCGGGAGGACAAAUCAUCCGAGUAAGUCCUCCGGUCUACAAGAAACAUGAGUCUGUCACGAAACGGGACAUUGGAGAAGACAUCGGAGCUGCCCAGCUCCGAACCCAGCUCCCCAUCAAGAGGGCCUGGGGUGGUGGUUCCCCCACCAUACUCCACAGGUGGGAGCGAUGCCCCCGACGCUCCACUGGAGUUGAGGGGCUCUCUGGACUGCUGGGCCUGCUCUGUCCUGGUCACAGCUCAGAAUCUGAUCAUCGCAACGAUCAAUGGCUUGUUGGCCGGCGUCGUGUUUGGCACCAUCCUCACCCCGGCGCUCGUCAUGAUUAUAUUCGGCUUCCUCUGCCACUCCACGGUGCAGCCCCACGGCACCUCUGUGUACUGUUCAGACGUGCUGGAUGAUGCUGGCUGUGUCGCGCUGCUGGUGGUGGGCUUUCUGCUCCUCACGCCUCUGCUGGUCCUAGCGCUGGCCGCCUUCUGUCGCCUGGCUCGCCACCUCCAACUGGGCCUGUGCUUCAUUCCUUACAGCAGGGCCGUGUACAAAAACCUGCCGGCCGCUCGCAGCAGGGAGGCCGGAGUGGCCGGCUGCUGUGGCAUGCCGGAGGUCUCCGAGAGGGAGGGUAAGGGCAGCGUAUGGGUGUAAGGAGAGGUGACCUCUGACAUUGUUUUGUUUUUUGAUCCCUACUUGAUGAUGUGGGGUAAUCCACUACAGUCCAUCAUUGGAAAUUGAUGUUUAGCUAUUAGUUUUGUAUACUAUUCCUGUAUUUUAUAAAAUAUUUUUUCCAAUAAAACCUUACUCUGAUGUUGA
Molecule: messenger RNA, 1162 nt
Organism: Syngnathus acus (greater pipefish)
Lineage: Eukaryota; Metazoa; Chordata; Actinopteri; Syngnathiformes; Syngnathidae
Gene: tmem88a
Product: transmembrane protein 88 a
Exons: 3
Coding region: 407-997 (196 amino acids)
Cellular component (GO): plasma membrane
Molecular function (GO): PDZ domain binding
Source: RefSeq, a predicted model, not a curated record